Mangifera indica (mango) is the source of this 1653-nucleotide messenger RNA. Its product is annotated as serine/threonine-protein kinase STY13-like. Bases 75 to 1358 code for a protein of 427 amino acids. Gene Ontology annotation, cellular component: plasma membrane. The record is from RefSeq and is a predicted model, not a curated record. NCBI's taxonomy places the organism in Eukaryota, Viridiplantae, Streptophyta, Magnoliopsida, Sapindales, Anacardiaceae. Gene Ontology annotation, molecular function: protein kinase activity; ATP binding. Gene Ontology annotation, biological process: protein phosphorylation. The transcript is spliced from 7 exons.
UGUCAUGUGAUAUGUUUGAGAGUUUGUGUUGGCUCUUGAUGACGAGAUGAAAUGAGUACAAAGAAGAGGCGGAGAUGAGAAGAGAAAAGGAUAGACCGAGGUGGGUCAGAAAACUGAAAACACCAGUCAUCUUCAGCCCAAACCAUGAGAGGCUGUUGAUUGUUGAAGAAGCAAUGAAGGAGAAGAGUGAAAGUCGCGGCGGGUAUGUGAGGGCGGAUCAGAUAGAUCUGAAGAGCUUGGAUGAGCAACUUCAGAGAGCAUGGACUAUGAAGAAGAAUAAGAAUAAGAAAGAACAUGAAGAAAGUGAAGGUCUUCAUCCUCACCAUCCUUUGCAACUACAACUUCAUCAUCCUCAUCGACAGCAGCAAUUACAAAGACCCGUCACCGACAACAACCACAGUGGUACUUUAGCUAGACAAGAAUGGGAUAUUGAUCCCUCUAAACUUAUCAUUAAAAGUGCUAUAGCUCGUGGAACUUUUGGCACUGUUCAUCGUGGCGUUUAUGAUGGCCAAGAUGUUGCUGUUAAACUUCUUGACUGGGGAGAAGAGGGCCACAGAACUGAGGCUGAAAUAGCUUCACUUAGAGCAGCUUUUACCCAAGAAGUUGCUGUUUGGCACAAGCUUGAUCAUCCUAACGUAACCAAGUUUAUAGGGGCAACAAUGGGCACAUCAGAGCUAAAUAUACAAACAGAAAAUGGUCAUAUUGGCACGCCGAGCAAUGUGUGUUGUGUCAUUGUCGAAUACUGCUCAGGGGGUGCACUGAAAUCAUACCUCAUAAAGAACUGCAGAAGGAAGCUAGCUUUCAAAAUUGUUAUUCAGCUGGCCCUGGAUCUUGCACGGGGGUUGAGCUAUCUUCACUCUAAGAAAAUAGUCCACAGAGAUGUUAAAACAGAGAACAUGCUUCUAGAUAAGACACGAACUGUGAAGAUAGCUGACUUUGGGGUUGCUCGCCUUGAAGCUUCAAACCCUCACGACAUGACUGGAGAGACUGGAACGCUUGGAUACAUGGCACCAGAGGUUCUGAAUGGCAACCCAUACAAUAGAAAGUGUGAUGUGUACAGUUUUGGCAUCUGUUUAUGGGAGAUAUACUGUUGUGACAUGCCAUAUCCUGACCUUAGCUUCUCAGAAGUGACAUCAGCUGUUGUGCAUCAGAAUUUGAGGCCAGAGAUACCUCGCUGCUGCCCAAGCUCCUUUGCAAAUGUAAUGAAGCGAUGCUGGGAUGCUAACCCUGACAGACGGCCAGAGAUGGAAGAGGUUGUGUCCAUGUUGGAGGCCAUUGACACAUCUAAGGGUGGAGGAAUGAUUCCUUCAGAUCAGCCUCAGGGUUGUUUCUGUUUCCGCAGAUACAGAGGACCUUGAACUAGUUGCCCUUUAAAUUAAAUCAAAGAUGAUAUUUUUGAGAAUUGGACCGCAAAUCCAGGCCGUACUUAAUUCAAUCAGAACAAUGGCAUCUUCCAGCUGAUAGUAUACAAAACUUCGGAGACUACAGGCUAGGAGGAAAUCCCUGAUAUUUGUUUCUUCUGGAUAAUGCUUCUGUAAAGCUUUCUCUUGCCCCUUGUUUACGAAAACAAAUUACAACAUGGAUUGGCCAGAUACUCUGUAAGUGAGAUUUGAUAACAAUUUAAUAUAUCAUGUGCUCAUAACAUUAAAAUCA